GUCCAAACAGCACAACCGUAGACAGACAGACAGGCUGACUGACACUCGUUGAAAUCAUAGUUGCUCAGCUGUUCUGUUCGUAGUUCACGCUUCGAGUGUGUUUUGCGUGGGCCAUAGUUUGACAUAAUGUUCGUGUCUGUGUUUAACAUUACGUUUUAGUGUGUUUACAAAACCAAUAAUAUUUUUAGUAAAUAAUUUGCAUUCAUGUCUUAAAUGUUACUGGUUAGAACAUGUACCUAAACCAAGCCAUAAUGGGUUCGUUUUAGUUUACCAAACGUACAUUCAACAAUUUUUCAAACAACCAAGAGUGCUCAGAAAAUGUAAUUUUCUUUGGCUUUUAAAAUUGUUUAUUAUAUUUUGGUGUAAAACCACCUUGCAACAUGGCUGAUGAUGAAUCGAGUGUACGAGUUGCAGUUAGGAUCCGGCCCCAGACUCCCCGGGAGGUGAUAGACAUGUGUCGAGUGUGUACGGCGGUUACACCAGGCGAGCCUCAGGUCACACUCGGCAGCGACAAGUCCUUCACCUACGACUAUGUGUUUGACAUGGGACAGAACCAGGAGGCCAUCUACGAGACCACGGCCAAGUCACUGGUGGAGGGCUCCCUCGAGGGUUACAAUGCAACAAUCCUCGCCUAUGGACAGACUGGUUCGGGUAAAACAUACACAAUGGGAACCGGUUUUGAAGUGGACAUAGAACAGGAGAAUGUAGGCAUCAUCCCCCGAGCCAUCAACCACCUGUUUGACGGUAUACAGAGGCAGAUAGCCCAAGCGAAGGAGUUGGGAGAGACCCCACCUGACUUUUCCGUCCAGGCGCAGUUUCUGGAGCUUUACAACGAGGAAGUCAUAGAUCUCAUGGAUCAGACGCAGGAUUACUCUUUAACUAAGUGCAAGAGUGGGAUCAAAAUCACGGAGGAGCCAGGUAGCCACUCUAUCUGUGUGAUGGGUGUGGAAAAACGAGAUUGUCACUCAGCGGCGGAGGCCCUACAGUUCCUGCGCCAGGGAGCUCUGUCUCGCACCACAGGCAGCACGCAGAUGAACGCUCAGUCUUCCCGCAGUCACGCGAUCUUCACGCUGCACAUCAAGCAGCAGAGGGUCACUAGGCUGGAGAAAGAUGAGGAGAUCAAAGACACUGGUGCUAGUCAAGAGUUCGUAACGUUCAGUGCCAAAUUCCAUUUUGUAGACCUGGCAGGGUCCGAGAGACUGAAGCGAACGGGAGCUACUGGUGACCGAGCCAAGGAGGGAAUAUCCAUCAACUGUGGACUGUUAGCUCUCGGGAAUGUUAUCUCUGCUCUGGGCGACAAGUCCAAACGUGCCCUUCACGUCCCCUACAGAGACUCCAAGUUGACCAGGCUGCUGCAGGACUCUUUGGGAGGUAACAGCCGAACUGUGAUGAUUGCCUGCGUAUCACCCAGUGACCGAGACUUUAUGGAAACCUUGAAUACCCUGAAGUAUGCAAACCGCGCCCGCAACAUACAGAACAAGGUGACCAUCAACCAGGACAAGUCCUCACGCACUAUCUCACUCCUGCGACAAGAGAUACAGCAGCUGCAACUUGAGCUAAUGGAGUACAAGCAGGGCAAGCGUGUGAUGGGUGAGGAUGGAGAAGAGACCGUCAACGAUAUGUUCCAUGAGAACAACAUGCUGCAGAGUGAGCUGGGUAACUUGCGGACCAGGGUGAAGGCUAUGCAGGACACCAUCGACAAUCUGAGUGCCAAGAACAUUCAGCUCCUGGCCGAGAAAGCAACGGGAGUUUGGCUCAACUCAGAGGCGGGUGCAGAAGGAGACAUGACGGAGAUGAUUCAGAACUACCUGAAGGAGAUAGAGGAGCUGCGAGCCAAGCUGGUGGAGUCAGAGUCGGUAUGUCAACAGCUGAGGCGGGGGCUGGCCCGGGGGGUGUUGGGGCCUCCCACCAGCCCUCCUGCUAGUGACAACGGCAGUGUGAGUAGUCUGUUAGCACUGGCCAAGCGAGAUCUACAUGGCAAGAUGGAGGCUUUGGCCCGUGGCAAGGAGGCCCUCACUGCAGAUAACAGGCGCAACGGGCACGACUCGGACCACUCGGAGAGCGAUGAAGCAGAGAGUGAGUCGGAGACUGAGUCAGAGGAGAAGGACAGUGAGUAUAGCCAGGAGCUAGCAGAACUGACAUCGGAGAUUAACCUCAAGCAGAAGCUGAUAGAAGAGUUGGAGCUGUCUCAGCAGAGAUUGCGCAGCCUCAAACACCACUAUGAGGAUAAACUACAACAGCUGCAAGCCAAAAUAAAGGCCACCCAAGAGGAGAGAGAUAAAGUGCUGGCUUCCUUCAGUGCCCAAAAUAAUCAGCCAACAGAAAAAGUCAAGAAAGUCCGGGAUGAAUUUGAACGUAAACUGAAUGACAUGCAAAAGGAAGUGAAGAAAUUGCAAACUGCCAAGAAGGAGCAUGCAAAAAUGCUAAGAAACCAAAGUCAAUAUGAAAGUCAAAUCAAAACACUUAGAAAUGAAGUAGUGGAUAUGAAGAAAAAUAAGGUUAAGUUAAUAAAUAAAAUGAGAGAAGAAACAGCAAGGCACAAGGAAAUGGAAAACAGAAAAAAUCGGGAAAUUACUCAGCUUAAGAAGGAAUCAAGAAAGCAUGAAGUUGCUAUAAGAUCACUGGAAGCAGAAAAACGGGCCAAAGAUAUUGUGCUAAAACGACGGCAGGAGGAGGUGGUGGCACUUCGGAAGAUGGCACGGGGUGGCAUGAGUCGCAAGGCAGCUGGUCGUUUGCCACCUAAGGUGAACUCCUCAUCUCCUCGGCUAGCCAAGCAGAAGUGGGCAGCUCUACAGAAGAAUAUUAACGCAGAGACGUUCUACAAACAGCAGACAUCUAACAUGGAGCUUGAGCUGGAAAGGCUCAUCGAAGACCGCAGAAGACUUAAUGAAGUUAUCAAUAUGAAGGAGAGAAAGCUGAGAGACUUAAAAAGCAAACAGCCUGAAGAAAUAGUUCUAAUCCGUGACUUAGAGGAGGAGACCGAAUCUUUAAAGGCCCACCUGAAGUACAUUGAAGAUAGUAUUACAGAAUCACAACAAAAUAUUUUGCAACUUGAAGAGUCUAAAGAUAUAGCGGACUGUGCAGAACUUGUGUCCGGCAUGAGAGACCUGGGAGAGGCAUCCUACAUCAUAGAGAAGCUGUACAACAUGACGGUGUACCAGAGUUAUAUGACAGCACAGAAGGAGGCAGCCCUCCACGAACUGCAAGCCAGGAAAGACCAGUUGGAGAAGGAGAGUGAGACGCAGAGACAGUUGUUGGAGCACAUCGUGGGGAAUCCAACAAAGGACGCUCCACAGGGCAGCUCCAACAGUUCUAAUACUUCGUCUAGAUCCCCAUCACCAACUGACAAUAUAAACGGCAACACGUGCCCAAGUAUUGUCAGGACUGAGAAAUACCGGCGCCGUACAGCGCUGCCUGAAGAACUCCUCUACGUGAAGGAAGAGAGACGUCCUUUGUCCCCCUCUCUCUCCCCUGAGCACAUGCCCCCUCCCACCCGGGCGCUCACUCGAGUGCCAAGUGCCCCCACAUCACUUAAGACGCUGAGUAUAAAGCCUGAACCUCCCAUUCCUUCACCAGUCCUGGGCCGUAAGACGUUAGCAAGGCAAGAUUCCACAUCUCCUCGACCUGUCAGAAGGGGAACGUUUGUUCUGUCCUCUGGCACGUUCCUAGGACGUUCCACAUCCACGUCUAUGGAGCAAGGGUUGGACGUGAGUCCUCCGCAGUCGCCUCCUGCCUACCGCAGGAUGACCAGUCGGGAGGAGAAUGUGUUUUCUCGCCUCACGUCCGGCACCACCCAGGCAUCCGAGCAGCAAAUGGGCAAUGGCGUCAUCUCCACGUAUCAGGGAAAGAUGGCUCUUAGAGCACCCCUGGUCUGCACUCAUGUGGCUGAAGGACACUCAAGGGCAGUUCUGGCAGUAGCUGCCACAGAUGAUCUCCUUUUCACUGCCUCCAGAGACCGCACAGUAAAAGUUUGGGACCUGACCGAGGGCAAGGAGAGUCAAACGCUGAGUGGACACCCUAACAAUGUGGUGGCUGUGAAGUACGACUUGGAGAGUAGACUGCUGUACAGUGUGUCAUCAGCAUACGUCAGGGUGUGGGAUCUCAGGACAUCCAAGUGUUUACGGACAUUAUGUUCAUCAGGGUCCAGCACCAACGGUGUGGUGAGCGGCCAGCAGAUACCAACCGGAGAGGCUCAGAUGAAUGACAUCGCCCUUAACCACAGUGGCAACAUCCUGUACACUGCGGCUUCGGACAGGGUCAGGGUGUGGGAUGUCCGCAAGUUUGCAGUGACGGGCAAGCUGAGUGGAGGCCACCAAGCAGCUGUCAUGUGUCUGGCCGUGGGGAGACUUAGUGCUCACGAGGACAUUGUUGUCACAGGAUCCAAGGAUCACUAUAUUAAGGUGUUUGAGGUGGCAGGGGAGGAGGGUGGGUCAUUCUCUCCCAGAGUCAACCUUGAGCCUCCACACUACGAUGGCAUCCAAUCAUUGGCCAUCAGAGGACAUGAACUGUUCUCUGGCUCUCGGGACUCCAUCAUCAAGAAGUGGGACUUGGACAAGCAAGAACUCAUCACUAGUGUCAGUAAUGCACACAAGGACUGGGUGUGUGGCCUGGCGUACAUUCCUGGCCAGCCAUUGCUGCUCUCAGUGUGUCGUGGUGGAGUGCUCAAACUGUGGUCCUCGGAGAGUUGUCAGCUGCUGGGAGAGAUGAAGGCACACGAUUCUCCCGUCAAUGCCAUCACUACUAACAGUUCCCAUGUCUUCACUGCAGCCAAUGACAACACGGUGCGGCUGUGGAGACUCAACAAUCGCCUAGACAUGUUGGUUAACGUGACGUGACAUGUGUUCUUGCUGCUAGAAGUGCUCCUCAAUACAAUCCUGCGCUUCCUCGCCAGACUGUUCACCAUCUUCCGAGCGUUCCUGCACUCCUGAUAGAGUUGUACAAUUAUUAGUUUUUAUUUUAUUGUUUUAACUAUGUCACUUGUAUUUUAAUAGUGUUGCUUUAAUUACAUUAGUUAUGAAACCAACAGAGAUUUUAACAUUUUUAUUUUAAGUUAAACUUGGAUCAAAAAUAAAAUAAAUGGAAGUACACAUCAUGAAGGCGCUAAUAUUUGAAUCACUUAAUUAUACUGGCUCUAUAGCCUACCACAUCUAUUUUGGCUGGGACACAUAAAAGUCCAUGAUAAGGGCCUAUUUAAAAUGCUCAAUUUAGCUAAUUUACAUUCACAUAUUGUGAAAUAAAUCAAAAUUAGACAUAUUAUAUUCCUAAUGAAAAGCUUUAUAAUAACUGUAACUAAAUAUUGCUUUACACUUCGUUUUGUAAACUCUAUUUUUAGGGGAAAAUAUAUUUGAGUACAUGAAAUAAAGUAGUAAAAACCUAAAAUGGCUUAAUAUAAUAUAUAACAAAUAUGUAUAACUAAUUCUACAGCUAGUGUAGAAAACAUGCCACUGAACAACAUGCAUAAUUUGUCUUGAAAGUUCAGCCUAUUUUUUAACGAAACUUAAGUUAAUUUAACGUUAGUGCCUUUAAUUAGUGUCAUACUACCCUAUUACGAGUAAAUGAUGAUUAAAAAUAUAUAUAAUAGUGAGGCUAAAUUUAAUCAAAAUUAAUGAUUUAUUCAAAAGAUAAAAGACUGUUUGCUUAAUAAAAAGCCUUUUCAUUUUAUUGACAUAGAUAAUUAAGAAAGUAUAUUCAGUUUAUAGUUAAAAGUGAUGCUAAUAUUUUUAACUCUGUUCCUCAUUAGGUGCUGGACAGCUAAUCUUCCUCUAAUGAUAUCUUUCUAAGCAAAGAUUCAUUUUAUCAUCCAGCGAUUUUACAUAUCAUUGUCAGUAUUGAAUCAAUUAAUCUUACACUUAAUCUUACAAUUUUGUUAUAUAAAUAUAUCUUAGAUUUUUAAGCUCUAGACAAUAAUUUUAAAAUAAAGUAUCAUUAGUUAUUAUAUAAGCAGUGAUUUGUAAUUUCUCUGUAUAAAAUGCUGUUAUGGCCUUUUUGCAUUUAUAAUAUUUAUAUUUUAUUUAUUACUUUAUUUCUCUUAUUUAUUUGUCAUCCAUCACCUUUACUAAUUUACCGUUUAAAGUGUAUGUUUUAAGAUUUAGUUUUAUUUAAAUGUGAUAACAGUUUCCAAAGUAUUUUAAUAUUAAUUUGUAUGACUUUUUCAAUUUUAUCUACAACAUAGUAUAUUAAAUCGAUAAGAUUGAAGUUCCACAAAGUUUUAAUAGAGUAGUAGCGUUGUUCUUAUAAGCUCAAAAAUUAUCCAACUAUUAUUUUUGAAAAGCUGUGAUUAAGAAUAAAAAUAUUUAUAACUUUAUAUUUGACCAUAACUUGCUUCUCCAAACAUUCUUGUAUAAUGCAGUAAAGUAUAUAAAAGUUGCCUAAUUUUUUGACUAUGCACUUGACAUUAAUAACACAACAAAUUAUUAUAAAUGAUAUCAACAACAGUAGUUGAUACGUUAUAAAUGAAAGAAGAAAGAAAUUAUAAACUUUUUGAACAAACCCUUGUGAAAUAUUUAAAAUUUUGCAUCAGACCAUUAAUAUAAAUUUUGUAAUGUUGCUUUAUCCACCUGCUUUUUACAUUCUUAUAAUUCGGUUCAUAAUGAUUUAGUUUACAUUUUAUAACUUUUAUGCAAAUUCCUCCUUUUUUUCGUAAAGAUUUAUUACUAAACUAUGGCUUAUAUACAAAUUUAUAAUAAAAAAAGUAACUUAAGUUUACAAGUCUGAAUCUGUAAAAAGCAUUAACAUAGCUUUUAUUUUGAAAGUAAGCUGUAAUUUUAAAUGGCUAAAGAUCUGGUAUUAUCACCAAUAGAUCUUACGUUGGCAACUAACAGUUUUAGAAACAAUAUAAAUAGCAAAUAUAAGUACAUAGUAAAAUUGUUAUAACCAAUAAAGAUAGUGAGUACCUAACGCUAUAGAAUUAACAACAUGUUUAUAUUGGUGCCUUUAUCUUUGUAUGUGAAUAAUAAAUAUUAAAUGCACCUUUUUAUAAACAAGCACUGUGUAAGACAUACAAGAUAGAUGUAUUUAUAUUAUAGCAAAUCAAUGUUUUAUUUUAUUUUACACAUGAAACGGGUUUUUCUAGAAGAUAUUAGAUUCUGUGAAUCUCUUAUGUAAAAAUAUACAUUAGUAAUAAAGUAUUUGUUUACA
Messenger RNA from Homalodisca vitripennis (glassy-winged sharpshooter), 7137 nucleotides. It is a transcript of the gene Klp31E, whose product is annotated as kinesin-like protein KIF21A. The record is from RefSeq and is a predicted model, not a curated record. Gene Ontology annotation, biological process: mitotic spindle organization; microtubule-based movement. The coding region runs from base 381 to 4835 and encodes 1484 amino acids. NCBI's taxonomy places the organism in Eukaryota, Metazoa, Arthropoda, Insecta, Hemiptera, Cicadellidae. Gene Ontology annotation, molecular function: ATP binding; microtubule binding; microtubule motor activity. The transcript is spliced from 25 exons.